Messenger RNA from Frankliniella occidentalis (western flower thrips), 651 nucleotides. RefSeq lists its product as uncharacterized. The record is from RefSeq and is a predicted model, not a curated record. The coding region runs from base 1 to 651 and encodes 216 amino acids. The transcript has a single exon. Lineage: Eukaryota; Metazoa; Arthropoda; Insecta; Thysanoptera; Thripidae.
AUGUCAAAGGACAUUAAAGACCUAAAAGAAAGUUAUGACUUCUUUUCUGAGAAAUAUGAAGAUACUAAAACCGAAAUAUCCAACAUUAACGCCAAAAUUAAAGGUAUGUCAGCCGCCAACUCAACUGAUUCCACCCAAGAAAUAGAUAACAUCCAACAAUAUCAAAGAAGAAAUAACUUAAUAAUCACCGGAGUACCUGAGGAAGAUAAUGAAGACAUUUUCCAAAGACUAUUUUCAAUUGCUCAGGCGCUGCAGGUUGACCUACUGGCAUGUGAAAUCGACGCUGCACACAGGUUGGGGAGGAAAAACAUAUCAGGUAGACCUAGAGGGAUUGUGGUUAAACUCGUAAACAGGUGGAAGAAGGAACAAUUUGUGAAUGCUAACCAAGCAUUUGGGAAGAUGAAAAAGAGGACUCUUCUCACUAGUGAUAUUGGCUACUCGGGACCCCAAACUAAAAUCUACCUGGAUGAUCAUCUUACUCCAGAAAUGGACAGCUCAGCAAAAAAAUGUAGGGAUCUCAAACACAAUGAGGAAAUUGAAGUCACUUAUGUGAGAGACUGUAAGAUACUUGUGAAGAAAAAAAAGCUGACCCUCCAACCUAUAUCAGCUCUGAACAAGAAUACCAAGACUUCAUUGAGAAGCUUGAUAUAG